Molecule: messenger RNA, 1575 nt
Organism: Glycine soja
Lineage: Eukaryota; Viridiplantae; Streptophyta; Magnoliopsida; Fabales; Fabaceae
Product: WD repeat-containing protein DWA2-like
Exons: 12
Coding region: 16-1266 (416 amino acids)
Biological process (GO): protein ubiquitination
Molecular function (GO): protein binding
Source: RefSeq, a predicted model, not a curated record
UUGUAACUACCGCGAAUGCCUACACAACUGGUCCAAAAAUACGGCUUCAGAAAAAGAAAAAAGAAAAAAACCCAGCGAGCAGCAACUCUACUUUGUAUUGAGGUGUCGCACGGCGGGUGUAGUAUUAGAUUCGGCGUCGAAGAAAAAGAAAGAGCAAUGCAAGCUGCGUCUUCAGGCAUCGGAUACGGUCUAAAAUAUCAGGCUAGGUGCAUAUCGGAUGUUAAAGCAGACACAGAUCACACUAGCUUCCUCGCUGGCACUCUCAGCCUCAAAGAAGAAAAUGAGGUACAUCUGAUUCGGCUUUCGUCGAGUGGAACUGAACUCUUCUGCGAGGGAUUGUUCUCUCACCCCAACGAGAUCUGGGACCUUGUCUCUUGUCCCUUUGAUCAACGGAUCUUUUCAACCGUCUACUCUAACGGUGAAACGUAUGGGGCAGCAAUAUGGCAGAUCCCCGAGCUAUAUGGCGAGUUAAAUUCACCUCAGCUAGAGAGAAUUACCUCACUUGACACAGAUUCUGGCAAGAUUAAAUGUAUUCUAUGGUGGCCAUCUGGAAGACAUGAUAAAUUGAUCAACAUCAAUGAGGAAAACCUGUACUUGUGGAAUUUAGACGUUUCAAAGAAAAUUGCACUGGUACAAUCGCAAGAUUCCGCUGGUAUGCUGCACAAGUUAUCUGGAGGGGCAUGGAACCCACAUGAUGUGAGUUCUGUUGCUGCAACUUGUGAAUCGUAUCUCCAAUUUUGGGAUGUCAGAACAAUGAAGAAGACUAUGUCAAUCGAGUGUUCCCAUGUAUGCAGUGUUGAUUACCAUCCCCAAAAGCAGCACAUGCUUGUUACUGCAGAACAUGAGUCUGGGAUACAUAUUUGGGAUCUAAGAAAACCUAAAGUUCCCAUCCAAGAGCUUCCAGGACAUACUCAUUGGACUUGGACUGUCAAGUGUAACCCAGAGUAUGAUGGAAUGAUCUUGAGUGCUGGUACGGAUUCAACUGUCAACUUGUGGCUUGCCUCAAUAAAUCAUGAUGAGUUAACAACUGAAAGGUCAUCUUAUUAUCUUAAGAUGUUACUAUAUUACAUUUAUUUUAGGACUACUUUUUAUUCAUCUAUGCUUACUUUAGCAGACAAGCCAAUUCAUCUGCCCGAUGGGUUGAUCCAUUGCUUAAUACGUACAGUGAUUAUGAAGACAGCAUUUAUGGGCUCACAUGGAGUUCUUGUGAACCAUGGAUCUUUGCAUCAUUAUCCUAUGAUGGCAGGGUUGUUGUUGAAUCAGUGAAGCCUUUCAUCUCCAAAAAAUAAAGUUCAGCACCAAUUACCAUCAUUUGUCAUCUUGUUUUGUAUGUCAGUAAUUUUCUGCCUCUCGGGUCUUCAGAUAAAUAGAUGACUGAAAGACCCAAAUGUUGCAUUGAUAGCUUAGAAAUCAACAUUUUGGCUUUAUUUUUUUUAUUUUUUAUUAUCUUUCAACGUUGAAUUGUUUUAGGCUGGAUUGUGUUUCUAGCUUAUUCUUUGAUUAGACAUCCAUGUAAUUCAUGGAGUCGUUGUAUAUCUAUGGAACUACAAGUUCAUUCAAGUUCUUUCUUUAUCU